Molecule: messenger RNA, 1884 nt
Organism: Penicillium lagena
Lineage: Eukaryota; Fungi; Ascomycota; Eurotiomycetes; Eurotiales; Aspergillaceae
Gene: plb2
Product: lysophospholipase Plb2
Exons: 2
Coding region: 1-1884 (627 amino acids)
Biological process (GO): glycerophospholipid catabolic process
Cellular component (GO): cytosol; intracellular membrane-bounded organelle
Molecular function (GO): A2-type glycerophospholipase activity
Source: RefSeq, a predicted model, not a curated record
AUGAAUCUUCUGGCGACACUGAAACUUCUCCCUAUUGUGGUUACAUGGCUCGUGGUGUACAGCCAUCCGGACGCUCCUAGCUCCUCCGUUGAAUGGAAUAUCCUGCAACGAGACUCAUGGACCGUGAAGUCUUCAUCGCUUUACAGAAAAGCACUCCCCAACGCUCCCGAUGGGUACACACCGCAGGGUAAAGCUUGUCCUGUAGAUAGACCAUCCAUCCGCAAUGGGUCGACAUUGUCAACGAACGAAACGGCAUGGUUGAAACAGCGACGAAACGCUACCGUGGAUGCGAUGAUCGGCUAUCUGGGCCGAUUGGACUUCGGUUCACUAAACGCAUCUUCUUAUAUCGAGAAGAAUGCUAACAAUGCAUCUGCGCUACCCAAUAUUGGGAUUGCAGCGUCUGGUGGUGGUUAUCGAGCACUGAUGAACGGCGGCGGUGCUCUACAAGCAUUUGACUCUCGUACUCCUAACUCGAGUCUUCAGGGCCAUCUGGGAGGAAUCCUGCAGUCGGCAACAUAUCUCUCCGGGUUGAGUGGAGGCAGUUGGCUGGUCGGGUCCGUCUAUCUCAACAAUUUCACGGAUAUCACGUCCCUGCGAGACAGCGAGACGGUGUGGCAGUUUCAGGAUUCCAUUUUCGUCGGUCCAACCCAGAGUACUCAUUUUUCUUUCAAGUCUUUCGAGUACUACUCGCAAUUGCAGGAUGCAGUGAGCGGGAAGUCGGACGCUGGGUACAAUGUUUCUAUCACGGAUUACUGGGGUCGCGCGCUCGCCUACCAACUCAUCAACGAUACCGAAGGUGGUGUCAGCUAUACCUGGUCCUCCAUUGCCCAAAGUAUGGAUUUCCAGAGCGGAAGCAUGCCCAUGCCUAUCGCCGUCGCGGAUGGCAGAGCUCCUGGGCAGAUCCUUAUCCCAGACAACGCGACCGUGUUUGAAUUCAACCCCUGGGAAUUUGGGACGUUUAAUCGUCCCUUGGAAGCCUUUGUGCCUUUAGAGUUUCUCGCGUCCAACUUCUCCGCCGGGGCGCUUCCCAUAGGCCAACAGUGCGUCCGCGGGUUCGAUAAUGCCGGGUUCGUGAUGGGGACAUCAUCGUCGCUAUUUAACCAAGCGUUCCUGCAGAUCAACAACACCGAGGCGUCUGAUAUAGUGAAAAAUUCUAUUGAAAAGAUCCUGGGUUCGAUAGGGGCGGCCAACAAUGAUAUUGCUGUGUACGACCCGAACCCAUUCUAUUUGUACAGCAACCAGUCCGAGUACGCUAGCUCUACGUCUUUGACCUUAGUGGACGGUGGAGAAGACCUCCAGAACAUCCCCCUGGAACCUCUGCUACAGCCGCAGCGCAUACUGGACUUGGUCUUAGCGCUUGACUCGUCCGCUGAUACGAGCACACAAUGGCCCAACGGCACCUCCAUGGUCGCCACGUACGAGCGCAGCCUGAGCCCGCUGGGCAAGAGCAGCGGCCUCGCUUUCCCGCCCAUACCGGACCAGAACACCUUUAUCAACUUGGGGUUGAAUAGCCGUCCGACCUUCUUCGGCUGCAACAGCUCUAACGUCACCGGCGCUGCCCCGCUGGUUGUAUACAUCCCAAACGCGCCGUACAUCUACCAGUCCAACGUAUCCACAUUCGACCUGCAAUAUAAUACCACUGAGCGUGACGCCAUCAUUGAAAACGGCUAUGAUGUUGCCACGCUGGGAAACGCAACCAUCGAUUCCGACUGGCCGACGUGCCUGGGUUGUGCCAUCUUGAGUCGGAGUCUUGAACGCACCAACACCGCUAUCCCAGAGAGCUGCACUGCGUGUUUCCAACGAUACUGCUGGAAUGGCACGACGAACAGCACCAACCCGGGAACUUACGAUCCUGCUUAUAAGCUAUCGCCGCUGACUAUCUAG